UUGUGGGAAAUCAAUGGCUGCCUUGUGCAAGUUGUGGUUUGCAGAUUUCUAAAUUGUCGCCGACAAACCUAAUUUUGUCUGUUUUUGCAAAACAUUUACCUGAUUUUGUGUUGCCAGAUGAUUUAUCUGCACUCAUGAUCAAGUAUAUUGUUAUGGGCUUGCGAGGAUUUUUUGUACUGGCUGCUAAGAUAUGGAGUUUCAUAUGCUACUGUUUCAAACGUCAAAUUCGCUCGGUUAUACAACAUCAAACAGUAAAAUAUGAAGUUAUACCGUUAUCACCUCUAUCUAAGCAUAGACUUAGUAUGCUUAGAAGAAAGACAUUAGUAUUAGAUUUAGAUGAGACGUUAAUACAUUCACAUCAUGAUGGAGUUAUACGACAGACUGUUAAACCAGGGACACCUCCAGAUUUUGUAUUAAAGGUUAUGAUAGACAGACAUCCUGUGAGAUUUUUUGUACACAAACGACCACAUGUAGAUUAUUUUCUGGAAGUUGUGAGUCAGUGGUAUGAUUUAGUUGUAUUUACAGCCUCUAUGGAGAUAUAUGGGGCAGCAGUUGCUGAUAAACUCGAUAAUAACAGAGGAAUAUUAAAUAGACGAUAUUAUAGGCAGCAUUGUAAUUUAGCAGCGGGUAGUUACACUAAAGAUCUCUCUGCCAUUAACCGUGACCUCUCCAGUAUAUUUAUACUAGAUAAUUCACCUGUGGCAUACAGAGCUUAUCCAGAUAAUGCUAUACCAAUCACGUCAUGGUUUAGUGAUGCAACAGAUACUUGUUUAUUAUGUUUAUUACCGCUGCUGGACUCUCUACGAUUCUGUAACGAUGUACGUUCUGUCCUCAGCAGGAACUUACACAAAGUUGUAGUAUAUUAGUUUAACACUCAGAUACCAUUAUAUACAGACAGUAUCAUACGAUCAUCUAAUUAAUCAUGUGUCAUUAUUAAAUGAGCCAUGUCACGACAAAACCAACAUAGUGUGUUUGCUACCAGCAUGGAUCCAGACCAGCCUGCGCAUCCGCGCAGUCUG
Messenger RNA from Ruditapes philippinarum (Manila clam), 1019 nucleotides. Its product is annotated as CTD nuclear envelope phosphatase 1-like. NCBI's taxonomy places the organism in Eukaryota, Metazoa, Mollusca, Bivalvia, Venerida, Veneridae. The transcript has 7 exons. The record is from RefSeq and is a predicted model, not a curated record. Bases 135 to 866 code for a protein of 243 amino acids. Gene Ontology annotation, molecular function: protein serine/threonine phosphatase activity.